Babesia ovata is the source of this 1191-nucleotide messenger RNA. RefSeq names its product 26S proteasome regulatory complex. Gene Ontology annotation, biological process: proteasome-mediated ubiquitin-dependent protein catabolic process. The transcript is spliced from 7 exons. The coding region runs from base 1 to 1191 and encodes 396 amino acids. The record is from RefSeq and is a predicted model, not a curated record. Lineage: Eukaryota; Apicomplexa; Aconoidasida; Piroplasmida; Babesiidae. Gene Ontology annotation, molecular function: protein binding.
AUGGCGGACCGUUCGCACAGGAAGGAUAACGCCGCAACGGCGACGAUGAAGACGCUGCCGAAUUUCGAGAUCGAUCGAUUGAGGCAUCUGUUAACGUUGCCAGCUGAGGCUUCGGUGGACACGGCUGAGGUCAAGAAGUCGCUGCUGGAGCACAUCGUCAAAAAUGAGAUGUAUCCCUACCUGGAGCGUCUGCGCGAGCAGAUGCCGGUGAUGUGUGACGUGCCGGCAAUGGAGGACCUGCGCGAAGUUAACGCAAAGACGCUGGCUGAGCUCGAUGAGAAGAUCGAGUUUGCUCAGAAGAACUUCGGCUCGUCCGAAGUCAAGGACGCCGUGCUCGAGAAAGCAAACUACUACCUGAAGAUUGGUGACCACGAGAAGGCGGUAUCGCAAUAUGAGUCUGCGCUGAGCCAGACUGUGGGAGUGAACAGCAAGCUGGAGAUCGUGCUGUGCUUGCUGCGCGUCGCAUUCUUCUUCAACGACGUCCCUCUGUUGAUGAAGUACAUGGAGCGCGCAAAGAAGGACAUCGAGAACCGUGGCGAUUGGGAGAUUCGCAACCGCCUCCACAUAUACGAGUCGCUUCAGCUGAUCAUUUGCCGCAAGUUCAAGCCGGCUGCGGAGCUCUUGCUGAACUCGCUGUCCACAUUCACGGCGACUGAGCUGAUCACGUUGGAGGAGCUGGUGUUGUACACUGUCGUGCUGUCGCUGAUAACGAUGGACCGCCCGACCAUACGCAGCAAGCUGCUGGAGUCAGCCGAGGUGGCACAGGUGGCUGCGGAGGGCUCCGUGCUGCACCACCUGAUCCACGACUUCUACCACUGCAACUACAAGAACUUCAUGUUGAGCUUGGUGCGCACUUCGGAGUUGGUGCUCAGGGACCGCUACAUGGCGCGCUACUGCAAGUACUUUUUGCGCCAGGCGCGUCUCCCGGCCUACAGGCAGUUCCUGCGGCCGUACAAGUCCGUGACCAUAGAGAACAUGGCGCACGCCUUCCAGCUGCCAGCUGAGUUUUUGGAGCGCGAGCUCGUCUCCUACAUCAGCGGCAUGCGCCUGGACUGCAAAAUCGACCUGGUGAACGGCAUCAUCGAGAACAGCAUAAUGGACGAUCGCAAUACCAACUACAUCGAGAUUGUGAAGGAGGGCGACCUGCUGAUCAACCGCAUCCAGAAGCUGUCGCGCAUCUUCGACAUGUGA